AUGGACUUUACUCGUGGCAAGGGCCUGGGUAAGAAAAAUCAUUUUAUCGCUGAGCCCAUUCAGGCUUCUUUGCAUAAGGGUCGACGAGGUUUGGGUCAUAGUAACCAAGCUCUGAUCAAAGCCAUUGGGAAAUGGGAUCCAUCCCAAGAAAUCAUAAGCGUUAGGGAGAAAAUCUACUGGUUGAGAAAUGAUCAGGAACCACCAAUAGCAGAGGAUUUCAGGGGUUGGAUGCGCAGGGCUCCCUGGAAAAAGACCAUUGAUGAUGAAACUUUAUUUUGCGAGCCCCAGAUCCUUCACCAGGUCAUAAGCUCGAAGAGCAUUUUCGAUGGUUUAGAAAAAUCUGAAAUACAAAGGGCGAGGAUUCAUUCGAAUCCCUUUGAAACAAUCAGAGGUGUAUUUUUUCUUAAUCGAGAUGCUGUAAAAAUGGCUAAUAUUGACAGAGCCUGCAAUUUCAUGUUCACUAAUCCAACAACGGCAAAUCCAAAUGAGAUCCUCUACUUCGCCGACGUAUGCGCCGGUCCUGGAGGAUUCAGUGAAUAUGUCCUGUGGAGGAGGAAGUGGCAUGCAAAGGGCUUUGGAUUCACCCUGAGGGGCUCCAACGACUUUCAAUUACAUAACUUUUACGCUGGACCACCAGAAACUUUUCAUCCUUUUUAUGGACCCAAGGGUGAUGGUAAUAUUUAUGAUCUGGAGAAUCAACUCGCCUAUCAACAACUUAUCAUGAAUCAUACCCAAGGACAGGGUGUUCACUUCAUGAUGGCUGAUGGAGGAUUUUCGGUUGAGGGAAUAGAAAGUAUUCAGGAGAUUUUGUCGAAACAGUUAUACUUGUGCCAAUGCCUGGUGGCCCUUAAGAUUGUGCGGACAGGUGGACACUUUGUUACUAAAUUGUUCGAUCUGUUCACACCAUUCAGCGUGGGAUUGAUUUACUUGCUAUACAGAUGCUUUGAAAAAAUAUCAAUUUUCAAGCCGAAUACAUCUAGACCUGGCAACUCUGAAAGGUGUGUAUUGUCUAAUUUUUACAAUAUAAAAUACAUUUUUUUUUUUUGUAAAUUUUCCAAUAAUUUCAUUAAUUUUUCUUUCUCGUGUUCUAGGUACUUGAUUUGCGAGAAGAAGAAGAGUGAAAUUGAGGCUGUGAUCAACUAUCUUUCAUAUGCUAGGGAAGUUCUUCUGAGGGCUGACGGGAACGGCGAUAUCAGGGAAUUGGUACCUGUGGAGUUGCUCCAAGAUGCCGAUAGCUUCUACAACUAUAUUUGUAGUUCCAACAACGAUCUGGGAAGGAAACAAGUGAUGGGACUCUUGAAGAUCGCUGCCUUUGCCGAGAAUCGGAACCUCUCUGAGCCGAAGCAGACGCAGAUGAAGAAGGAGUGUCUUGAAUAUUGGCAUCUACCGGACCAGACUAGAAUAGUCCCCAUGCUCUUGAAACCAGAGGAGAGACUUCGUUCAAUCGUCGUCGAAUCUGUUGUAAAGUACCUGAGCGCUCCUCCCAUGAUUUUGACUUCUAAGAAUGUGACAACGACUAUCCUGGAAAAUCCCUGUGAUUGGUAUGCAGUACUCUGUGGAUCGGAUGCCAGUGGAACAACACCUAGCAAACAAUUGACUUUCUACUUGGGUAUGGGAAGAACCAAUGUCUUUAGGUUGGUGAAGAAUACCUGGGAGAGGGCCGACAAUAUUGAACUGCCUCCUAAUACAUUUGUUUAUGCUGAACUGGUGGAGGAGAUGAGAGGACUGGAAAAUAAUAUCCGGAGAACUGAAGCAUUGCAUAUUGUCGAUGCGUAUCUCCUGGGAGGAGAGGAUGUCAGCAGAAAUUCACUUCCAGAAAGGUAUGCUCUCAUCAAUAAAUUCUGUGAGUCUCUGUGGAAGCCCAAUAACUCUGCAUAUUGUCCAGUUCGUGCCAAGGAAUUGCAUCCUCUGGAUCUUCUCCAGGAGCUGGUCAUAAUCGACUGA
Diachasmimorpha longicaudata is the source of this 1944-nucleotide messenger RNA. RefSeq names its product cap-specific mRNA (nucleoside-2'-O-)-methyltransferase 1-like. The coding region runs from base 1 to 1944 and encodes 647 amino acids. Gene Ontology annotation, molecular function: methyltransferase cap1 activity; nucleic acid binding. Lineage: Eukaryota; Metazoa; Arthropoda; Insecta; Hymenoptera; Braconidae. Gene Ontology annotation, biological process: 7-methylguanosine mRNA capping. The transcript has 3 exons. Gene Ontology annotation, cellular component: nucleus; cytoplasm. The record is from RefSeq and is a predicted model, not a curated record.